AUGGUAACCAAUAUCAGCCAUGUGCUUAUGUUCCCAAUGGAUGUAGAACUGGGUUAUUACGGAAUAUAUACCACUGCAAUUCCAGCCAAGAACCCCUCUGAUAAUAGGACAGAGGGGAUCUUCUACGACAAUUUAGGAAGGAUUGUUUUUUCUGUCUUCAUCUUUUUAAUCUGCAUUUUUGGACUUCUGGGCAAUGGAACUGUCUUUUGGUUUCUUAGCUUCCGCAUUGCAAAGAAUCCUUUCAGCACCUACAUCCUGAACGUGGCUGCAGCUGACUUUGGGGUCCUGGUAUGCCUUAUCACAUUUCUUGCUGUAGGGUUUUUUAAUGAAGGCACCUUCAUUCUUUCAGUUAUUUUCCCAAUAGCUCUAGAGCUCUUCCUGUUGAUGUACAGUGUCAGUCAGCUUCUAAUGAUGGCCGUCAGCAUUGACGGGUGUGUGUCAGUCUAUUACCCAACUUGCCAUCAUUGUCACCGCCCUCUACAGUGGUCCACUGGUGUGUGUGGUGUAAUAUGGAUCUUCUCCUUCCUGAUUUGUGCAAUUGUCCUUACUCUCCAUACUGAAUUUUAUCCCCAAAUGUACUACCAGUUUAUUGUGAGUGUCUUGGUUUGCACCCCGGUUACGAUUAUCUCUGCUCUCAGCCUCUUCAACAAAGUCUACCUGAAAUCACAGCAGCAAGAGCCACGGAAACUUUUGACAGCCAUCUUAUUUAUCCUCCUUUUCUCUCUCUUCUUUGAUUUGCCACUGAAUGCCUUAUACAUCACGUAUUUCCCUGUUCCACAUGCCCAUCACAUGGAGUUGCGUUUAUUUUCUGCCUCCAUCUACAGCAGCGUUAAGCCACUGAUUUAUUUCCAGGUUGGGAAACAGAAGGUAGAUCUAUGUAGGGAGAGCAUAAAGGUCAUUCUCCAAAAUGUUUUUAAGGAAGAAGAGGUCUGUAGAGAGGAAUUGGAACUUUCAGUUCAAGAACAGUUGUGA
This is a messenger RNA of Podarcis muralis (Common wall lizard), 972 nucleotides long. NCBI's taxonomy places the organism in Eukaryota, Metazoa, Chordata, Lepidosauria, Squamata, Lacertidae. The record is from RefSeq and is a predicted model, not a curated record.